AAACUUCUCAGCGCCACCUGCUGGCGGAUGGAAGGAAGUGCAGAAUGCUGUCAAGUUGUGAUCAGCUGUACUGGAAGCGAUGACAGCGCCCCUGGCGGCAGGAUAGUAGUAUACAGCGGCGCUUAGAGAAGUCUCGGAGCUUGUACCGGGGCUCUCCUGAUCCUGCGGCUCCUGUCGUUCUGCCGGCUGUGUGGACGUUUCCUGCUCUCUCCGGAUGUCCCGGGCCAAGACUCCUCCCUGUACACGGCGGGCGGCGGGACACUGAGGAGAUCCGGGACAGGAUUUGCUGAUGGUCCUGAUGGAUGCCCCGGAGCCAAACCUGUACCUGUCGGAGCAGGUCAUCGUUCUCCUGUCUUGUGCUCUCUCCUUCCUGGGAUCUUUACUCAUCAUCUUCACCCAUGUUCGUUGGCCAGAGCUCCGGAGUCGCCCACGCCAGCUUCUUCUCUUCCUGUCAGUGGCGGACUUAUUAUCAGCUGCCUCCUACUUCUAUGGAGUCCUGCGAGAUUUCGAGAACUCCAGCUGGGACUGCAUUGCCCAGGGGGCCCUCUCCACUUUCUCCAAUACCUGCUCGUUCUUCUGGACUAUGGCAGUGGCCCUGUACCUCUAUAUCACUAUUGUACAGUCCCACCAGAGCGUUGCAGAGCACAUGGUGUACUGGUUCCAUCUGAUCAGUUGGGGAGUGCCGCUGGUGAUCACCGUUGCUGCCGUGUGCCUCCAGAAGAUCGGCUACGAUGCGUCCUACGUCUCCGUCGGCUGGUGUUGGAUCAACAUAGAAGCCAAAGACAAGCUGAUCUGGAUGCUUCUCACUGGAAAGGCAUGGGAGAUCCUGGCCUAUCUGGUCUUACCCAUUCUGUACUUACAAAUAAAGAAGCACAUCGGUAGAGCGCAUAGGGCGCUGUCCGAAUACCGCCCAAUCCUGUCGGCAGCUCCUGUGUACCAGCCUAGAACCAUAGCAGACAAGAAGCUCAUUUUCAUCCCCAUCAUCUUCAUCUUCCUUCGUGUCUGGAGCACCAUACGCUUUAUUUUGACUCUCUGCGAGUCUCCAGCUGUGCACAACCCCAUCCUUGUCGUUUUACAUGGAAUUGGGAAUAGUUUCCAGGGAGGAGCGAAUUGCAUCAUGUUUGUUCUAUGCACUCGUGUCAUCAGAACGCGUCUACUGACAUCACUAAGAUGCUGCUGCAAGUCUACUGGGACAAGUGACUACAGAGAAAGUGCCGCGUCUGAGGGAUACCCGUCUGGCUAUGGCUCAACAGGAGAAGCACGAGACAGCCAGAAGUGGUCUCCUCACCUUCCCAGCACUUGAUCCUGCUAUAGUGCCCAUUAUCCGCCCAGUCAGAGAGUCUUUGGAAAUCCUAUACGUCUUCCCCUUAGGCUGCUGUUAGUGAAGAUAGAUUUUACCUCUUUUACUGGUGUAAGAUUGAGUCAGGAUUUGCGGUGCAUGUGGCGCUUUAGUAUCCCUGUUUGAAUGUACAGGGCUCUCCUUACAUAGAGGUUAUUUUCUCUGUUGAAUGAUUUAAUGAUGCGCACUUUAUGAACAUAUUUUUCUGAGUUUACAAUGUGUGGGGUUAGACAAAUCCCAGUAGCCAGGUCGCCAAUGCACCACUAUUUGGUUGUUUACUGUGGAUGUCUAUUUAACAUCUACUUGCCCGGCCACUGAACAAGUCAGAUUGGCUCCUGAUAUAGUCCUGCCUGUGUACACCGCUGUUAUGGACACUCCACUAGUUGGCUUAAGAGUGAUUUACCAAAAUGGUGCCAAACACAUUGAUGACCUGUAUACAAAGACUACAUUUACAUGCCAGCCUUUAGCUGUCUUUAGGAAAGCUAGUACUGUACAUGAUUUUUUAUCACUUAUAGUAUUUACAUUACCUAUGAAGGGCUUUUUACUCUCUCCCACAAGUGACCUUUAAAGUCUUCCAUACCUCUAUCAUAUGCUCAGGCUCCAGUGAGUAUUACCAGUAAUAUUGCUUUUUGCCUUCCUAUCAUGGUUUGGGUUGUAGGUUUUCAGUGUUUGUGAUGGAGAACUAUAAUGCAGUGUUCCCUAACCUGUGGCUCUCCAGCUGUUGCACAACUAAAUUCCCCAUCAUGCAUAACAGGGGUUGUAGUUGUGCAACAGCUGUAGGUCCUCAAGUAGUGGAGCACUUCUGUUGUGUAUGUGUCUCCAUGCCACAACUUAUUUUUCAUUACAUUUAGGGUAUGUUCAUUCGGCAGAAUUUCCGCAAUUCCGCAGAAAUUCCGUUCAGCAAAGCUUGCCGAAUGGAAUUGUGGAACUUCUUUGUUCUCAAAACCCAUAGGGGGAGAUUUAUCAAAACCUGCGA
Hyla sarda is the source of this 2315-nucleotide messenger RNA. It is a transcript of the gene GPR157, whose product is annotated as G protein-coupled receptor 157. The coding region runs from base 290 to 1303 and encodes 337 amino acids. The transcript is spliced from 5 exons. Gene Ontology annotation, molecular function: cAMP binding; G protein-coupled receptor activity. Lineage: Eukaryota; Metazoa; Chordata; Amphibia; Anura; Hylidae. Gene Ontology annotation, biological process: cell surface receptor signaling pathway; adenylate cyclase-activating G protein-coupled receptor signaling pathway. The record is from RefSeq and is a predicted model, not a curated record. Gene Ontology annotation, cellular component: plasma membrane.